AUGCGCCUUCGCGAUGGAGGUCUUUAUGCGAUCCCAGUGCGAGUAGAUUGGAACUCAAAGACGAGUAAGAAGGAAUCAAAGUUCCCAUGUACGUGGGGCCAGAUUAUCGACCCAAAAUCGUGGUAUGAGUCCAUCAACACGGCUCUCUUGCAGCGAGCUGAUGCGAAUGGUGUAGCAAUAUUGACGGGUCCGAGCGGCCUCUUCGCAAUUGAUGUUGACGUUGAUGCCAACUUCAACCCAAAAAAGCUUCCUGGAAUCGAUCUCUGGAACCGCCUCAUCAACAUUCAUGGCGAACCAGAUACCCUAAGGGCCCGCACCGCGUCGGGGGGUCUCCAUUAUCUAUUUAGGAGCAACAGUCCCGGCUUGUCCUCCCAGAAGAACUUUGCCACCGUGAAGGACGGCAAAUACACCUAUGGCAUAGAUGCUAGAUGCUGGGGAGGGUGCAUAUUUGCAGAGCCAACAUCCUAUGUGAAAGAAGGGCAGGUUGUGGCCUACGAGUGGUUGAACGGUCCACCAAGCUAUGAAGCAUGCAAGGAGAUCCCAGGAUGGCUGAUAGACCUCAUGGGCAAUCUCCUGGAUUGGUACGAGAUGCAACGGAAGAGGCGGUUGGGCUCUCUCUAUGGCAGACAUCCGGACCUACAGGGGUUUGUAGUGGAUGGCAAGCUGAAGCCGCUUGAUUCUUCGAUGGCCAACCCCAAGCUGAUACGAACAAUCAAGUUGGCCACGGAGUCGUGCAUGAAGGAACUAGAUGAAUGCAUGCCCAGCUUCGGCAGGGUCAACGUUCAGGAUGCCGCGGACGUACGAGAAACAUCCGAGGAGCUGUUUGUGAUCAUGAACGGCCUUAGUGGGGCGAACGGAAAGGGGGUUCUCAAGAAGGCAAUCGACAGGGCCUUCGGGAACUAUGCUGGGAUCGGAAAUAAGGCCUUGUUUGUCAAGCCAACAUUCAAAGUCAAUGCGUCAGCAGCUUCGACAGCUUUGAUGCACAUUCGACCUUUGAGGUUUGCCUUUACUGAUGAGUUGGAGAAGACGGACCAUUUGAACGACCCCUUUAUCAAGGAGAGCACGGAUGGUGGGCAUAUUGAAGCGAGAGAGCUCUUUUGCAAGACGCAGAGCUAUGUGUCGCAAUACAAACUCUGCCUCUUCACCAAUUAUAGGCCCGGCUUUCCCUCUGAUGACGCUGCUCUGAUCCGCAGGAUGGUCUUGAUCACAUUCGAAUUCACAUACAAGGACGCCCACGAGCUUGACAUUGGCAAUAGCAAACACAAGCUUAUGGAUACAACUCUCAAGCCGUACUUUGAUUCGGAUGAAGGGGCUGCCGACACCUUGGACUUUUGCGUCGAAGGUGCAACCAUGUUUUAUGCCAAAAAGAGGGAGGCGCCGACUUCAAAGGCACUCUCUUCAAUCCCAGAGGUGUUUAGCGCUGCAGCACGCGAGUACAUGAAUGAGAACGACAAGCUUCAGAUGUUCAUUGAUCAAGAAUGUACGGUGGGGGCUAACUACAGCAUUGCUAAGGACGAUUUCGUUGACCGAUUUGCAAACUUCUUGUACGCACGCGGUUACGACGCGAGCCUCGCAGGGGAGGGGCUGAAUCGUGCCAUGCGCAUGAAGGGAUUUAGCUCGACCCCAUCGGACGGUCGCAAGAACCGGAUGAUUCAAAGGCUCAACAACCGCGGACGGAUGAGUUGCUUCUUUGGUAUUCGGUUGCUCACAGAGGACGAAUUGAAGGCGGUUUCGACAGAAGUUGGGGCAUCGGAAGCUUGA
This is a messenger RNA of Klebsormidium nitens, 1761 nucleotides long. The record is from the annotation of a GenBank genome assembly. NCBI's taxonomy places the organism in Eukaryota, Viridiplantae, Streptophyta, Klebsormidiophyceae, Klebsormidiales, Klebsormidiaceae.